UUUAAAUGAUAGCGCUACUCUGCAGCGGCUUUCGGUUUAAUAACUCUGUUUCUCAGCCGUUGGGAGCUGGAUGGAGACAUUCUGGCAGCGUACAUGAAUGAACAGGCAUGUGAAGACGCUAACAUUCGAUUUUAGUAGUUUAUCCUGUGGCUACCUGCGGACCGUUUUUCACCUCUCUCAUCCUACACUUAUGAACGUUAGCUUAGCCCGCUAGCUGUCAGCGACAUUAUGGCAUGCGUUUAAAAAAGCAAGCUCUUCCUCAUUGCAUUAACCAAGAGGGGAGGUUCUGCUUUUAGUGGCUGAUAAAUCCUCUGACUUCCCGACAAGGGCUUAGUUCUUGCUAUGGAGCCGUCCGCGGCCAUGGGCUGUGUGAAUAUCGGCAGUCUCACCAGCACCUUACCGGUGAUCCCCUACCAGAAACUGACCGACCUGUACUACCUGAGCAGGGGAGGCUUCGGCACCGUGUUCAAGGCUCAGCACUCAGACUGGAGGACUACUGUGGCCAUUAAGUGCCUCAAACUGGACGCUCCUGUUGGAGAAAGGGAGAGGAACUGUCUGCUGAAGGAAGCCGAGGUGCUGCACAAAGCCAGGUUCAACUACAUUAUCCAGAUAUUUGGCAUUUGCAACGAGCCUGAGUUCUUCUGCAUCGUCACAGAGUUUAUGAGCAAUGGUUCUCUGGACCUCUUACUCCAUGAGAAGGACGUGUACCCUGUACUGGCCUGGCCUUUACGGCUGAGGAUCCUGUAUGAGAUUGCCCUGGGGGUAAACUUUCUCCACAACAUGAACCCUCCUCUCUUACAUCAUGAUCUGAAGACGCAGAACAUCCUGUUGGACGGAGAAUUUCACGUGAAGAUUGCAGACUUUGGCCUCUCAAAAUGGAGGCAGCUCUCCGUCAGUAAAGGCUCCGGGUCUAAGCCCACAGAAAUGGGGGGCACAGUGAUCUACAUGCCCCCUGAGAAGUACGAACCCUCCAAGAGCCGCCGGGCUGAUGUAAAGCACGAUAUGUACAGCUAUGCCAUCAUCAUGUGGGAGGUCCUGUCCAGGCAUAUUCCUUUUGAAGAUGUGACCAACCCCAUGCAGAUCAUGUUUAGCGUGCUGCGUGGGACUCGUCCUGACACCGGUCUGGACAGUCUGUCUGCUGACAUCCCCAGCAGAGAAACCCUCAUCAAUUUAAUGACGUGCGGCUGGACCGCCAACCCUGACGAGCGACCUUCUUUCCUCAAGUGUCUAAUUGAGCUGGAGCCCAUGGUGAGGAGCUUUGAUGAAAUAGACUUUCUGGAGGCCGUGUUGGAGAUCAAGAGGGCAAAGCUGAUUGGUCAAUCAGGCUGUUGUUCAGCUCGGUCAGAAUGUGAGAAGAGGAGCGAGGAGGGAUCUCUGAACAUGCUGAAGGACAGACACAGUCCAUGGCAGGAAAGCUCCACCUCUGGCUCAGGCUCUUGUUCCUCUCAGGACACAGACAUUUCUCUACCAGGGGCUCUCACUAGCAGUAAUGCUCCUCCCUCUAAAGAGGGGCUUCCAUCAUCGUUCCUAGCUCACAAUCUGGACCCUCCCGGGUCUUUGAAGGAUCACUGCGCAGUCAACGAUCUGAACGGCUUCCAGAGUGCCCGGCCCAUGACAGAAAUGAACAUCCCCGUCAAGCCCGGCCUGCCAGUCUCUGAAUUAGAGACACACCUGGAUAAUCUUACCCUAAAGCCUCAGCAACAAGCAGCUUACUCUCCUCCCCUGCAACACUCUCCUCUCCCUACCUUUCAAGGCCAAUUUGCUACUUGGAUCUCGUCGCACCGUGAGAAGAUUGUCUCUCAGAUGACGGAGGCAUGCCUGAACCAGACCCUGGAUGCCCUGCUGGCUCGCACUUUGUUGAUGCAAGAGGAUUAUGAACUUGUAAAGAAUCAGACCACACGCACCGCGAAAGUCCGCCAGCUGCUGGACAUCUGUCCCAAACACAACGAAGACUUCUGCCGCAUUGUUGUACAAAAGCUGCGUGACAACAAACAGAUGGGUCUGCAGCCUUACCCGCCUGAAAUCGGUUCCCCUUCUCCCACUGUCGUCCAUCCCACGGCACCUCAACUCUCCAUGUCGUAUAAUAUACCGAGGAACAUGUAGCAGCAGUCACAGACAAGAAAGUGAAAGACUGUGCCGAAUAUACACUACACUGAGCUCUUAAUGUUCAUCAAGAAAGUCCACAUGUUUUUCACCAGUUUUCCCCCUCCUUAAAUAAACGACCUGAGGAACAGCUGGCUGAUUAAAGAAAGACACGGGUAGAAAAAGAAGCAGCGGGCUCUGAAGUGUGAUAUCUGCUCAUUAACAAGAGACAAAAGUACUAAUUCUGUAUGAACAGAAUCAACCAUUUUGACUGAAUCAGUGAUUUUAUUUAACAGUUUUGUGGACUGAUGAGGAGAUUUUAUUUUAGGUCUUUAUUUUUUGAGUUGAUGUGUUAGAGGUUUGUUUAGGUACUUAGUGUGUUCGUUUCCAACAGUCACUAUUAUGUAUAAGCAUUAUGAUGUAGCACAGUUGUUUUUUGUGCGGUGUGCUAAUUUAUAGAGCAUUGAUCGUAUAUUGAUACGUACAACGCCUCUCAUUCUCCUUCUGUUGUACAAAAGCGAAGCCAAAAUACCCUCAGGACAAAAUUAGGCACUGACAUAUUGAGAUGGGGAUGUCAUUUGGAGACAAGAAAUGUGAAGAAAGGAGCUGGCUGUCUGAUGACAUACAGUAUAGUUACUGAUGACAUGUCAACGAUUGCGUAGGUAAACAGGAGAACAGAUUUUUGUUUCAUUUUCUCUUGGCUUUAAUCCUCUACUCUGCUAAUCUGGUUAAUGGCACUGCAAGGAGCCACAUUUGUCAACAGACAUGCCGAUCAUGAUGUCAGAUGUGCUUUUUUUUGUGUCAAACAACAACUUCAAACAAAAAUACCCAGAAAAAUUUACACCUAGACCUAAAUAAUCAUUUUAAUUAUCAUCACAACAGACUGUGGGUUUUUAAAAAUUCAUUUUGCAUUUAUUUUACUUUCUAGAUGACUCAUGUGCCAUCUGUUUACAUGGAGGAGGCAAGGUUCAGCAAGAGUUACUCAAAAGUUUCCAAAACCCAGAGUUUCGGCCAUGGUGCACCUGCCCUGGAAUUAAAAAAAAAAAAAGCCUUAAAAUGGACAGUGCUGGGAGAGGGAAGGGAUAAGACACACCCACUCAGUCCUGACCCCAUCAGCCUUAACAUCAUACGGUCCACGCUGCUUUGUAGAUUUGAUUUUUAGCCGUAAUGUCAUAACCAUCCAAGGUAGACUUGCCAUGAGCUACCCAAGUGUGAACCAAUGGCAUAUGCUCCCGUAGAAGACGCAUGCCUGUAUAUUAUCAACCUUGUUUUAAGAAUAGCAUGGUAUAUCUGCAGUCUCUUGGAAAAGAACUACACUACCCACAAUCCUAGAGUGUCAAAAUGGUGUCUCUGUAGGCGUUACCCCUAAUUUUGUCAAUCAGCUGCCACUACUGAAGGUAACAGUUGUGGAAAAGAGGGCUAUAACUGUUGAACUCUGUGGUGACAAAAGCUGCCACCAGAUCAGCCAAUAGAAAAAUUCUGUUGCAGCGGCUUUGUUUCAACCUGUAGAGGGCAGUCAUUGUACAUAUUUCUGCCGCAAACGAGACUGUUCUAUCUGAUCAACAACACAACUGAAUACCAUAUAUGGCACAAAAGUGGUUUAUUUGGAAUUUAGUUAUCCUUUAACUAUUAUAGCUUCACUUCUGGGUGGCUGUUGCUCUGUCCAUUUUAGUAUACAGUCCGUUAGAAUACAAACAUCUUUGAUAAGCUCAGUUGCUCUAAAACUGACAGAAGGACUGUUAACAUGCUGGUAAACCUGCAGCUUUAUAAAGGUUUAUUCCCCUCAUAGUAACCAUUUAACAUCACGUAAUCAUGGUUUUAUAUCCUGAGAUGCAUCACCUGAGACAGGAUGUGAGAGUAUCGGCAUCUUUGUGUUGAACUGUAUGACGUACAUUGAAUCAGCGAGAGACUGCACAGUCACAGUGUUGCUACUGUUAGCGAUAGAACCAUGUGGAUGACUGCUGCUGAAUGGAAAGUUUUUGUCCCUGACUCUACCUCUUUCUGUUUUUUCUAAGCUGCUGAGCUAAGAGAGGCACUGGGACACGGCGUAAAGAGGAAGUAUAGACUGUAAUGUUACACCCAGAGUGAGAGGGAUGCAUGUCUCUAUACACAUCUGUGUCUGGAUUAAAAAUGGACCAAAGUGUUGUGAUUUCUUUCGGUCCUCUCUGCAGAAACCUCACCUGUCUGUAAUCCAUGUCACAUUCUCUUUAGAAACUACAGACUCAUGGAUACUCCAAAGUUAAAGAUUAUCCUCAGACUCCAGAGUAAGAUUAAAAGUUUAAUUUAUUCUCCAGCUGAGUGUAAAUAUUGGGGUUUCCGUCCUCCAGCUUUUUAUGUUAUUCAUAUUUUUAUGCACAUUAGAAAUGGAGCAAAAGUGUUUGAAAUUCAUGAAUAAAAAACCCAGCAUUAUUGCAAGCAGGUGGAAAAGUUGGCAUAUCGAUGAAAAAAGAAAUUGAGCAACUGAGCCCCCUUUUCUGCAGUGUUUUAAUUUUGUUUAAAUGAGUAGCGCCACCUACAGCUCAACCUUUUGACUCCUAAUACUCCUAUUACAGCUGUGGAUAGAAACACAUUUGUACAUUACGUUUGAAUGUAAACCCUACUGAUGAAAACUGCUCUGAGAACAGUGUAAACACUUUAUCUCUCUGUAGUCUUACAUACUUUUCUACUUUAACUGUGCUUCCUGAUCAGCUCAAACACACACACACACACACACACACCCCCCCGCACCCACACACACCUCUGUGCAGCAGCAGAAAGUUUAAGUGUAUAAGUAACAGUUAUUUUCAGUCAUACGUAUGCAGGAUUUUUGCUAUUUGCCUACAAUUGAUUUUAGUUCUAGCAGACACACAAACCUUUUACUCCAUGUUAACAAUCAUUUUUGUUUUUUAUGUAAGUGAAAUAUUCCUUUAAGCGUCACCUAUUAUAUAUAUAAACCACUUCACUGUGUCUAAGAACCCAAGCUGACAUCUCCCAAACAGGUAUCUAAAAUCCAAAGAUGCUCAGUCAUAUUUGAGAAGCUAGAUUCUGAUUUAAGUUACUUCGAUUCAUGUCAUUUUUGUACAGACCUGUACAGAUUUCCCCCAUUAUGGCUUUGUUGCCUUCAUCACUGCCUUCACUGCAUAUGAUAGGUGCUUAAAAUAGAAAUGUAGCUGUGUGUUACAGUCUGUAACCACUUCAUUUGUCACAUGGUGACCUACAUUUGCUUCAGCUUCUCUGAAAAGGUCCACUUCAUGUUUUCAUGAUGUGGAUCCACAGGUUCCCCAUCAUUCAUCCACGUAGUUAAAUAAGGCUGAACUAAACAUGGAGAAACGAGUUCUUAGUGAGACACCUUUGUAAACAAAACCAUACAGUCUCUUAUGAGGGAAUUUUAAAAAUCCAGAAAGGCCAAUCAAGGUCUAUGCUUCCAUCAUGUUGUAUUGCCUUGUCUCUGAUAACUGUGCCUCAUAUUCAGCAUGAAGUCUCAACCAGUCAAGUGCAAACUUUUUUAUAAGCAUAUCAGAGAGUGUUGAGUGAAAUGAGACAAAUUUGACAUUUUGACACAUUUUUAUAGUAUAUUGUAGUUCCAUCUUUUUUAUGUAUAUUUGCAUCCGUGAUCUGUUGUCAAAAACUUAAACAUUGUUAUGUAAUUAUUUGAUAUUCAUAGAAAUGCCUUGUGCAAAGUACUGGCCUGGUUUAGUGCCCAUGUUCUUAUCAGUGUCUGUUGAUCAAACAGCCAUGUUAUUCGUUACAUUAAGUUCAUUUGAUGUAUUAUAGUGGUUUCAAUAGAAACUAAGAUUUUCUUAUACUAUGUCAAGCUCUUCAUUAAAAAGGUACCUUGUUUUUA
Cheilinus undulatus (humphead wrasse) is the source of this 5905-nucleotide messenger RNA. RefSeq names its product receptor-interacting serine/threonine-protein kinase 2-like. The transcript is spliced from 11 exons. The coding region runs from base 343 to 2103 and encodes 586 amino acids. Lineage: Eukaryota; Metazoa; Chordata; Actinopteri; Labriformes; Labridae. The record is from RefSeq and is a predicted model, not a curated record. Gene Ontology annotation, molecular function: JUN kinase kinase kinase activity; ATP binding. Gene Ontology annotation, biological process: innate immune response; protein phosphorylation; regulation of apoptotic process.